AUGUCCAACGCUAAGAGCGCCCAAACGUCCGACGAAGAGUCAGAAGCACAAAGCUACCCCGGCAUCGCCUUUUUCAUUGUAUACAAGGAAUGCGAAACGUGCAGCGAGGAGAUCCUGUUCUCAGCCCUUCACAGGGAAGACAUGGAACCGGAAAUAACACCUAUCCGAGUUCGAGCCAACGACAUGGAAAAGGCCGCGAAGCAACUGUUCAACGUAGUGAAAGAUCACAAUAAUCCAACAAUACAGGACAUGUUAGAUGUUUCCAAUGUGUACUGUUACAGGAACGCGCGAGAUUGGUCGUCUGACAGCGAUGAAGAUGACACCGAAGUUGAAGAACUGUUGGAGUUCGGAUGCGUCCGUUUUCCCGUCGUUCCAUGUUGUAUUGUAGUGGACAAUGUCAACGAUUUUCGCGACCAAUUAAACACUUCUGUCGCAAGGCUUGAAUCCGACGGUCUCGUUGUUGAUCUGGCUGAAACGCGUGUAGUUGACCCCACCACCUCAUGUCCAUCUUCCAACAACGACGUGACUAAGACGAUCUUUAAAAUCCAGAAAGUUAUGGAAAUCUGUAACCAUGGCCUCUACAAAUCUCAAAUAUACGUAAAACCAGACAAAGCUACGAUGACCUUUGUCCAUAUGAUGGACGUGACGAGUUAUCUCCAUCGUCUAAUGGCCAACGAACAGUUGCGUGAUAAACUUGUGCAACAUUUCCACAUUAUCCAAAAGUUUCUGUCACACCCUGCGUGCGAACUAAUUCCGCAACUCGACUUCGACCUGGACCUGAUCGAGGUGUUGAAUGGGUACUGCUUUUCCAUAAAAUCGCGAUGCUUCAUUCCCUGCCCCAUUCCCACAUCAAUGCUCGGCAAAGUGUCCCCAAGAUCUUUCGUGCCCUACGAUCACUCCACUCCUCCGCAGCCACAGUAUUUCAAGGAAGGCAUCUUAAAUUCCUUUUCUGACGAGGGCGUACGUGCCAAGUUCCUAAAUAAGUUCUAUCAAUGUCUGUUGGCGUUCAACAUGCCACACAAAGUCAAGAAGUUGGUUGUUGCCGGACCCAAGGACUCGGGAAAGACCUCGUGGUCCAACAUCUUUCAUCGCCUCAUACCCGCCAAUUUUAUCGCUUCCCUUACCAACGAGCGACAAUUUUCUGCGGCAAUGAUUACGAACGAAACUCAACUAGUUAUCGUCGACGAAUGGUCCGCGACCAGGAUGGAGUCCGACCUGGCCAAGUGUAUCCUGCAAGGAGGCUGGAUGGUUACUGCAGUGAAGCACGGUUUACCGAGGACAAUUCUUAACAACAGUCCCUAUUACAUCACCACCAAUGAAGUGCCGGACUUCGGGAAAGACGAUGAAAAUGUCAAACGAAGAAUUGCAAUUUUUACCACCACAUCUCUUCCACGAACACGGACAGGUAUUGACCGAUGGCUUUACGAUCAUGCCAUGGAUUGUGUCGCGUGGAUCGCCAAUGAAAUCAACAACAACCGACAUCUCCUGCCACAGGACGAGCUAUGGUACGAGCAAACCCGGACACCGACGUUUACGAUCAGCGCGAAGGAGGGAGAAUCAUUGCUCGAUCAUUCCAAACUAAAGCUAAUAUCUCACGCAGAUUUACUUCGCGAGGACAAUGGAGAUGAUGACGAAACCGCACCUGCAAUUCACGAAAGCUUCGCAGCCGAAGCAAGAGCCAGGCGACUACGACGAAAGAGACGUGCUGCUCGGACGUCGCCGUGCGAUGAGGAAUCGGCAGAAUCAGAAAUGGACAUUGGUCGAAAUGUUGACAUAGAAGGUGAAACAUCACAAUCAAUAUCAGAGGAAUUGCAACAACAUCCUCCAACCGUUCCUGAAACGCAAGAACCCGAGACGUUCCAACCGCCGUCAAAUACUUCUCCCAGCGGCAGCGACCAACUGCCUGAAGUUGACACGCAUCAAUCGAAAGCAAGGGAAAAUCCACCAGCCUCGGACAUUGAGAGGAAUGAGGCAGAGACUGUGCAACCGCCGUCGAAUAGUUGUGAUACCGUCCAAGUACCUGAAAAUGAGGACGAAAUGUCAAGCUCUGGAGAAGGACUGUCCAGCCUGCAGAUGGCUCGCUCUUCGCCAACAACUGUUUGGACGCUGAAUAGCAAAAAAUAUAUGGGAAAGGUGGCAGCGAUCAUAAAAUACGGUCACAAUUCCGUGACAAAAGCUCACGUCCACUCCUUCCUAGAACGCCUGCGGAAGGCCAAACUGAAAAGAACGAAGGACGAACAGCAUUUCUGGACGAAGGCCGAUCCAGAGAUUGACGCAUGGAUGAUAAUGACUGGGAGACAACGAGAGGUAUUCGACGUGUCCAUCUUUGUUAAACAGAAUCCAGAAAUAUUACCACACCUGAAAAGUAUUCGUGACGAAGCGAACGUUCUAGUGCUUAGAAGUCGCUGCCCCAUUGCAAGGGAGAUGGAAAAGCAGAGACGAGAGAGAGACGGCGAAACGAGCGAAGAAAAAGAAGAGGUUCCAUCUCAAACUUAUUGGACUGUUGUAAAAAAAUGGAUGCCGUGGUGA
Paramuricea clavata is the source of this 2529-nucleotide messenger RNA. The record is from the annotation of a GenBank genome assembly. NCBI's taxonomy places the organism in Eukaryota, Metazoa, Cnidaria, Anthozoa, Malacalcyonacea, Plexauridae.